Molecule: messenger RNA, 1832 nt
Organism: Trematomus bernacchii (emerald rockcod)
Lineage: Eukaryota; Metazoa; Chordata; Actinopteri; Perciformes; Nototheniidae
Product: cell adhesion molecule 1-like
Exons: 6
Coding region: 116-1381 (421 amino acids)
Biological process (GO): cell adhesion
Molecular function (GO): integrin binding
Source: RefSeq, a predicted model, not a curated record
GUCACUUCAAAAGAAAACCAAAAGACGGAGUGGACUCAUUUCACCUCCCGACUGCCUUUGGGGUUCAUGUUCGACGUCUGAUGGUUUUUCUCUUACUUAAAAAUAACUAGGAAAAAUGUUUUUCCAUUUGAUUCUUUUGGUUGUUUCUGUGAUGACGUUCCUGGCCAGCUCCAAUAAGCACACCUGUGAUAAAAACUGUGCAGAUAAACCUCGGUUCACUCCAUCCAGACUGGUGGUGCAGUUUGGGAAGCCGACCUCCGCCCUCUGCUCCGUGUGUCAGCCUGGAUGCAUUGUCACUGAAUUUGGUAUCGAAAACCCUGUUGGAUGCUUGGCAAAAAAUGGAACUGAGAUUACAUGGAGGGUCAAGAAAAUGACUGAGUGGAUCAAUUCUCUAUCGUGCUAUUAUACCAAUGGCACUACUUUUGUGCAGUGUUGCAGCGACCUGCCUAUAACUGUCUACAAGCCUCCAGAUAAUGUUUCCUUUAGCGUUCACCCUGAUGUGCGGAUGUUUGCGGGUCAGCAGUACACUCUGCAGUGUGAAGUACAGGAGGUUGCUCCUGUGAAAAACCUCAGAGUGACUUUCUACAGAGGACAGACGGCACUGGGUGAACUAAAGAGCAGUAAGAUUAAAAAAGACGACCCGACACCAGUGAGUGAGGUCUUCACUUGGAACAUCACCUCCACUAAAGAAGAUGAUGGAGUCGAGUUCUGGUGUGAAGCAAAGCUGGAGCUGGGAGCUGAAGGACCACAGCCUCCUCCAGUGGUGGAGUCAGAGAAACUCACUGCUGCUGUCCACAGGAAGGGGUGGGGGGCAGGGGGCAGAGGGCAUAGGUAUAAAGCUCACGGCUCGCCACUGCCUCUGACGCUGAACUGCUCUGUGGGAAACCCCCCACCAUCGUAUACAUUGACGCCCCCGUCAAGAAUCCCUUCCCCCUCCAGUGGCAGCGUCUUCUUCAUCAACUGUAUAACUCAUGCAGAUGAAUGGUUGUACACCUGUUACGUCAGCAAUGAAAAAGGAUCAAUCACUGUUGAGUUUAACGUGACGGUCCAAGAUUUGGAGUUACCUUCAACCACACUGCCGACAACAACAACAUCAACCUCAUCCACCACAAUGAUAACAACAACAUCAACCUCAUCCACCACAAAGACAACAACAACAACAACAACAACAACAACAACAACAACAACAACAACAACUCCAAACAGAGCCGACAACCUCGCUCUCAUCAUAGGUCUGGUGGUAGCAGCUGUUCUUCUGGCUGUCAUUGUGGGGUUGACUGUAUUCAUCAGUUACCAUAGAUACUAUAAAAAGGGAGCGUACAACCUGGGGGAUCGUAUUCGUUUACACACAACACACAGUUCUAUUCCCACUGCUGAGUAAGUCUGCUGGAGACCAUGGUUGCAGUCGAAUAGUCAAAAAAUCAGCUCCUAUCGUAUUUUCCUAUCCAUUAUUCCUUGACCUCUGUGUGAAGCGUCACGGGGUUAAGGGAUAGUGGAUAGAAGAAUUAAAAAGGACUUGGGAAAAGAGACUGCGGUGCUUUGAGAAUCCGACUGCACUUUCACUAUCCGACGUAUUUAUGAUGCGCCAGCGGACGUCAUGAAUGUGCGUCUGCUGUGGGGAAACUACAGUUUUCUAUACAGCGGACUACAACAUGGAUGUAGAAUAAGAACAGCGGACUACUGUAUUUUAUGAACGUGGACAACAGUGAAACAUAUAUUCUUCAUGAACAAGGUUGGAAUUGUAAUAAAAAAAGUGAAGUGAAACUUAUGCUUGUCCACACGAAUCCCAAUACGUAUGAUUGUAUGAAAAGAUCUUAAAAUAAAUAGAAAUG